Messenger RNA from Recurvomyces mirabilis, 4809 nucleotides. RefSeq lists its product as uncharacterized. The record is from RefSeq and is a predicted model, not a curated record. The transcript has a single exon. Bases 1 to 4809 code for a protein of 1602 amino acids. Lineage: Eukaryota; Fungi; Ascomycota; Dothideomycetes; Mycosphaerellales; Teratosphaeriaceae.
AUGUCGGCAUCGUUUCGAUCACAUUUUCGAAGCACACCUAGCCAGCGAACUAGUGAAAAGGUUUCUGAAGAGCAAAGGAAGCGGGAUCGUCGAACAUCGACGGCAUUGACGCCUGCUGUCGAUGCGACCAGGAGAUCUGACCAGAAUGAGGCCGUCUUGACGAAAAGAGCCAGUCGGAGUAUCACACCUAUUGCGGGUUCUGAACAUGGCACAAGAUCAUCCUCCCGAGCUGCGACGACAGUACCAGCCAUACAACAAUCUUCAACUGCAGGUCGACGAUUAUCGGUUGCACCGCCCUCGGAAGAUGGUGGUCCCGGCUCUUCCGCCCCUUCAGGGCACCGCCACAUCUACUCUCCUCCGCCUCACAACGUACGCACGCCAUCACUCUUUUCUGGCUCUUCGGCUUCGACCUUCGACAGUCCAAGGUCUAAUGUGUUACGAAAGAAACCUUCGAUGGUUGACGGUCAAGCUAUACGGAAGCCGCUCAAUGCCGAUGGUCUUGGGCUUGAGCGAGCGACGAUGAGUAGUAGGAAUGAAAGCAGGCAUCGUGUUGCUGAUAGCAGCGUGCUGGGCAUGUUGCCACCGAGUGCAAAAUUCGAUGAUAUCAGAGGCGCGAAUAAUCGCAGCCGGAGCGAUUCGAGGAAUUUUGCCACACCUCCCUUGGCUACUCUCUAUGCCCCGUCGGCGACACCGUCGACACGAUACACGGACUCACCCUUCAGCCAUAUCCCGACCCCAAGCUCCGCGUCAACAUAUUCGCCCGCCGUCCUUGCAACCUCGGAUAUAAGCAGCACAAUGAGACCUGAAAGCCCUGCUCGGAAACGCUCGUCAUUUGGGCGCAAACAGGAUCACGGCCAGCUAGGCUUACCACCAGUCCGCGAAUCCUCCACAUCUUCAUCGAACUCCACUAUCAAGCCUGGGGCCGCUUUGACGUCUACAAAGCCGAAUGAGAUACAUCAACACUCAACGGCUGCAAGGCCUUUGGCUUCAUCAAGGACACCUUCAUAUGCUAAGCCAACAGCAAGCACAGCUGCGCGCAAAGUCACGCCACCGGUGCAAGUGCCACCCGAACUAGCACACCUGAACGUCGACACACCUCGCAAGCCUUCGUUAGACAAGCCUCUCCCGCCUCUACGUCCGAGCAGGGAUGGUACGCCCAGCCUUCCGGACAUAUAUCAGCAGAGCAGGGUUGUACAGAGCGAUCUGCCAACACUAUACACCACAUACCACAAACGUACACCAUCACAAGAGACACCAGUCAGCGCUAGCUCUCCAGGCUUUCGACAACGCUUCGGCUUGACAUCCAAGUCAUCGUCCAGGCAGCCGUCACCACGAAUUGACUCUGCUAUCUCACCUCCUCCAUCUGCCAGACUCUUUGCUCGUGGCCCGACGCCUGAUUUGCAGCAAUGGCAAGAGAAUAAAUUGCGCCGCCAAGACUCACCAGCUGUUGGUCCUGCGCCGAGUCCUAGCAAGUCACCACGAUUCGCCUUCUUAUCCCGUAAGCCGAAAGCCGACUCCAACAGAACGACGGAGAAGCCCAAACGUGAGCUGAAGAAGGGACCCGUUGCUGGCACUGGGCAUGAAGGCUAUGGCCGAUUCGGGGCACGCGGCCGUAGCGGCAGUGUAGCGAGUAGUACUGGCAUCAGAUCACCAAGUGCCGACAGCGAGGCGGUCAGCGUACCUCACGUACAUCCUCCGCGAAAGUCAAGCGUCGCCAGCAGUGGCGAUAGCUCGGAGGUGGAAGACUUCAUCCGGGAACGUCAGAAGCCCAUGGUCCUUCGUGGCAGUGGCAGCACGUACAGUGUUGCUACGUCGACUUCUGAAGUCAUGCCAGCAAGCCGACACGAUUCAUCGAACUCAUCGUCCGUGGAUAGCUACCGGCUGCAGCUAUUGCCGUCGGCCAUGCAAGGCGCUCAUGGAGGUUCUCCCGUCAAAAGACCACUUCCGCCUCGGCGUCUCCCGUCCGACAGUAGCGAGGACGAUAUGGCGGCACGGUAUCCGAGUCUUGCGACGCGACGCUCGCUCACUCGACUGCCGCCUUUCGACACCAGACAGGUGAACAUGCCUGCACCAAUCAACACAAACCUCCCUACUACUCGUCAGCCAAUGGAUAGCGAUGACACUAAAACAUCGGCGACAGACUUGCGUAGCGAUGAAAGCAUGCUAUGCGGCAAUAGGAAAUACGCAUCACCUACACCAAAGCAGAUCCCCUCUGCAGAGACGAAGCCAUCGAGAAAGUGGAACUUCUUUCAGCGCGCACAAGCUUCGCCAAGGUCGAAAGGCAAGGGUAAAGCGCUUGACCGGGACUACAAUAUGCUUGAGUCUGGCGAGCGACCAUACGACCACGUUGCACCAUAUGCUAUGCUAGACGCAGAAGAGCCGCUCGACCUCUCCGAUGUUCAAAGGAUCCUUCAGCAAGCUGAUUCUCUUGCGGAGGAAUCUGCAUCUGAGGACCACCGUGUAGUCAAAGUUGUGCCAUAUGAGCAUCGGCACUCCAGCCUGCUGCCAUCACCGCCCGGUCUGGGCAUGUCUGUGAGCGGACUCAACAUCAAGGUCAAGCCGUCGCCACCAAAGCUUAUCGUACCGCAGUCAGCCUCUCUGCCUCACAAGGUGACCUACGUGCAAUCUUUUGCGCCCAAGUCGAGCCAUGUACCGGCAGCUUCCUCGACUACAAUACCACAUCAGGAAGUCAUGUCGGAGUUCAGGAAGCCUGAGGGAUCGGAAGGUGAGACCGCACAGAUCACUCCAGAGAUGCGAGCCUCACCCUUCCUCACAUCGGACAACCCAAGUGACGACUCCCCGAGACAACCACGACUCUCACCAGUCGGACGAAUCCCGCGAGUUGUCUCAAGGCGCGACCGAGAUCGGAAGUUACCUGACGUAUCCUUCUCCAGGCCAUUUGUAAACACGCAGCCACGGCCGACUGUGAAGCCUCCAGGCGCAUUGUACAAUCAGAUUCGAGAGCUGGCCAGUCCGAUUGAGCCCAACUCUCAGCCCACUUCGAGCACCAGUGCACAGUCAGAUGGUUUGGCGGGUGACAGGAAGAGCAGCUUGAACACUGAGCCACCAAGCGUGUCGACCAACCGGACAAGCAUGGAAAUGACGCACAGCAAGGAUUUCAGCGCUUUCACGCCGCGCAAGAACUCUGACGUGUCUUACACAAAUACCAGCUCGAGCACUGCCUCCUGGAUGGCGUCCUUGGUGCGGCCAGGGCUGCAACUUGAUGACCACUGGGCGGAAUACAACGACCUUCUUGAUGACAUGCUGCCUCAAAGGACACCACUUUCGACCGGAUCGUCUCUCGGUGCGCCUUUCCAAUACUCGAGCAUGCUGUACAACACCAACAGUCCAGCACUGCCAAUACCUUUGUACUACAGUCAGCCACCAUCGACGGAGCUGCCAGCUCCGCCACGGUCUCAUACAGUCCCUGCUGUACUGAGUGUGCCCCAGCAGAUCGCACGUUUCAUGCAGCCGUCGAUGUCACCACUUGCCACUCCGCAUACAUUGUCUGAUUUAUACGAGACGUAUGGCAGUCAGUCAACGACCCAGCUGGUACCAAGCAGAGCGAGUCUACCACCGCCAUUCCGUGAGUCGGCCACCAAGCCAAACCGGACAAGCUUGCCAUCUGCACGAGCGAGUACUGGCUCUUCGACUCAUAGCCGCUUCUCCGUGCAUUCCCGUUCAGCGUCUGUGCCUGAUGCCAACAACAACAUUCGGAACUCUGUUUCCAGUCUCACUGCAAGUGCACGUUUCAAGCGUGACACACAACUGCUCGACAUUGCAGAGGACGACGGCGAUAGUCAAGUAGGGACCGCGAAUUUGCGCUUCGCAGCUCUGAUGACGAGCAAGUGGCUUUCGUUCGGCCAAGUCAUGUUCAGUCCUGCUCAGAACAUGCUUUCAAAUGCUGCCAACGAGCCAAAAGUGCUAAUCCUGGACGGCCUCGGGAGCGACUGGUCGUAUUACGUUGCUCUGACAUACCCUGGCGUUGCCGUUCACAACCUCGGGCCCGGUUGUGCUAACGGAUCGACCUCGUGGCCUGGCAUCUAUCAGAAGCCGCCGGCUAAUCACAGACACUACCCGCUCUCAAGCAUAUCGGCCGUCUUCCCAUUUCCCAAAGGCUGGUUCACGGCCGUCUCGCUUCGCUUCCCUGUAGCUGCCCCAGACAGCGCAUACCAGGCCUGUAUCUCCGAAUGCAAGCGUGUACUCAGACCAGGCGGCCAUCUCGAAGUCGUAACCCUCGACCUCGAUCUUGUGAAUAUGGGCAGCAAAGCACGAAGUCUAGUCCGUGGUCUUAAGACAAGAAUGCAGAGUCGUGACCCGGAUGUCAGUCUCCGCAACGUCAGCGAUGUCUUCGUGCGCAUGAUCGGUCGUCGUGGGUUCGAAGAAGUGCAGAGGUGUAUCGUUGGCGUACCAGCCGCCGGCCGCAUUCCAUCGAGCCGCGACAUCAGCAGUCGAGGCAGUUCUGACGAAGCCAGCAAACGCCGUGCCUCACGUGAUAAUAACAAGAACCGAAGUGAUAGUUCCGACCAGGACUUUAACUUUCAAGCCCUUCUCGAGGACGCCAGGAGCAACAAUAUCACCAAACCACACAAGAAGAGCGACGACGAGAAUAUUACGAAGAUGGUGGCUAAAGUCGGAAGAUGGUGGUACUCGACAUGCUACGAAUCUGCCAUGCCUUCCAACGAUAGAAGCAUUUGGAACGAUCAUGCUCUGCUGCGCGAGUGCGAGAAGCAGGGCACCAGCUUCCGACUACUCAUCUGUCACGCGCAGAAACCUGCCCAAGCAAGACGACGCACAGUCAGUGUGUAG